AUUGGAGCGAACGAUAACAAAUCGAUGAAAAAUUCAAUGCGUUCUGUUCUAAUCUUAAACGUAUCUAGGAAUGUCGGGAGUGUGAGUUGAAAACACAGACUGUCAAAGGCUUUGACCGGUUUGUGAAAACGAAGGUUUAGCCGUACCCUAACCUUCUGGCUGUCAAAAAGUCAAAGCAAAAGCAAAAACCUUUGGAAAAAAUCGGCCUUUAGAAGAGAAGGAGUUACUGGUGUGCCCUCAAUAUUAUUAGUUAGUUAUUCAAGUGCUUUUUCUUAAAGACAAUUUAGAUCAGUGGCGUGUGUUUUAAAAUGUUAAGAACAUGACGGAAGAGGAAUUAUUGGUUAAAGCGGCAGAAGAAAGAGCAGCCAUCGUCAACAAAUAUGAUCGCGGCCGAGAAAAUGCUGAACAGAUAGAUCCGUGGGAGGAUCCUGGUUUUGAAAUAUACCAUGCCACUGACAGAUAUGGUUUUAUACAUGAUAAACGACUGCCUUCAAUUCAGCGGAUAGAAAUAAGGGAUAAGGAGUUGGAGAACAGUCGUCUUAAAAAAUGGUCCAAAAUGCUUCACCCAAAUUCCACCAAAGUGUGGGAUAAGGACAUGAAAAGUGGCAAGUUGAAAAAACGACUGUACAAAGGUGUGCCUGAUGCAGUCAGAGGAGAAGUCUGGUCACGCUUGUUGCAUAUCAAGAAAACGAAGGAAGAACAAAUAGGGAAAUAUGAGGAAAUGCGCAAAUUAGCUCGGUUGUGGUCACCGGAUCUACGUCAAAUAGAUCUCGAUGUCAACAGAACAUACCGGGAUCAUCUUAUGUUUCGAGAACGUUAUGGGUUGAAACAACAGGCCCUGUUCCAUGUUUUAGGAGCCUAUUCUGUGUAUAAUUCUGAAAUAGGUUAUUGCCAAGGCAUGUCACAAAUUGCUGCAUUGCUGUUGAUGUACCUCAAUGAAGAAGACGCAUUUUGGGGUCUCAGCAAUUUAAUGGCUGACCCUAAAUGGGCAAUGCACGGAUUUUUCAUUCCUGGCUUUCCGAAACUACUUCGCUUUCAGCAACAACAUGACAAAAUAUUCGCCAAAUUUCUUCCUAAACUGAAGAAACAUUUCGACCGGCAAAAUAUCGACGCGGGACUUUACACCCUAAAAUGGUUUUUCCAGUGCUUUCUUGAUAGAGUUCCUUUCUCUUUGGCCAUACGAUUGUGGGACAUUUACCUCUUUGAGGGUGAAAAUUUGCUAUUAACCAUGUCGUAUGGCCUCUUAAAACUGCAUCGGCGAUCUCUCAGCCGAAUGGGGAUGGAGGAGAUUGUCGAAUUUUUACAGAUUCACCUUUCCCAGAAUUUCGGCUAUUCCGAUAAUGUAGUCAUCGAAAAUGUGGAAAAGUGCAUGGAAGAACUUCGACGAGCGAAACUCGACCAGAAUUCCAAGCAAAUCCCCGCAAGCGAACUAGCUCAGAACCCAUUUGGAGCUUUCGUUACCCCUUCGAUUGACGUCUCUAUUGGUCGGCGACGAGCGGAAUUUUCCGACGAGGAAAGAGUGGCUCGAGCAGCUGUCGUCGCCCGUAUGGAGUUGCAGUCGAGGUCCCAACAACCCGGUUCCUAUCUGUCUAUCGAUGAUGUUUCGUUCGAUCCAAGCAUCGAUGACGUCAGUUCCGGUUUGCAACGCAGUUGUCGAAGUUCUUUGGCUGGGACAAGUGUCACGUCUGCGGCUGAUAUUAGCACCCUCUCCGUCACCACAUCUCAGCGUUAUUUGUAUAACGACAAUGAUGAAGGCGAUUCGGGUUCUAUCGGUAGAAACAGUGUCAUAUCCGUCGAUCGAGAAGCAAAUGCCCAAGGUUCGCCCACAACUCUUACAGAAUUCGCCGUCGUUCAUCGGUCACGAGCUGGCGAAGACGUUUUCAUCCUUCCACCACCUUAUCCCACACCCACCGCAUCUUCAUUAUCAUCGCCACAGACACCAAGUUACCCAAUUCUUCCUUCCUCAGAGACCACGCCAACCACGUCACUUGAAACACCUACUUACCCAGCUCCACCACCACUUUUCAGCAAUUCAUUCCAGAGUAAUAGUUUUCCUAAUGAGCCGAUAUCCAAGACUUCUUCAAGGCCAGAGAAUAGGGAACAAACUGCUGCUUUCCGAACCUCGAAAUCUCCAGACCGAAGAAUGGAUCCAGACCAUACCAUAUCGCCUGACCGCGUUCGGAUUUAUGUGCCCUUCAGAGACGACUCGUCCUUCGAACUUCCUACUGUCUUGAACGGAUCGAACGUCAGUAACGGUGUCUCUCCUACCAGUCUCAAUAUGUCUUCUUUAGAAGAUCCCAAUCGCGUCGUUAUUCAAGUGAAUGACCGAACGGCAAGUGGGGAGACCUCAAUUUCUUCCAGUACGCCCAUUAGUAAGAAAAGCAAAUCGCCCACAAAGAAGGGAACCAAGUCCAAAUCAACUGGAAGUCGCCUCUGAGUCCGACGUUUUCUUCUCAUCAAAGGGAACGCAAUAAGUCUUUAACAUCUCCUCCAUAGUGCUGAUGUUCAUUUCUUUUUAAAUACUUAUUUUUGUUAUCCACCCGGACUGUGGAAACAAAGUUGGGAUAAUCUCAUUUCAAUCGUGAAAUCAAGAUCAUUUCCCUUUAAAAACUCGAGUUGCCUCGCUGUUGUCAUCGUCAACUUGGUACACGCAUCAAGCAGUCGAUAUGUUCUAGCCGUUCUUCGUGUUCCAUUCCUUUGUCUUUCUUGAGUUGUCGCCGUUUAUAAUGUGAAGUUUAAUCUUCGUCUUUGUCGAACAGGUCCAUCAGCUCGCUUAUCUGUUCUUUAUUUUUCUUCCUUUAUUUUGCGUUGUUGAACUUCUGUGAACACAUACAUCACGUGACAUCUGUAGAUAA
This is a messenger RNA of Daphnia pulex (common water flea), 2855 nucleotides long. Its product is annotated as USP6 N-terminal-like protein. The transcript has 8 exons. NCBI's taxonomy places the organism in Eukaryota, Metazoa, Arthropoda, Branchiopoda, Diplostraca, Daphniidae. The record is from RefSeq and is a predicted model, not a curated record. The coding region runs from base 320 to 2437 and encodes 705 amino acids.